AUGGGCAAGCCAGGAAAGGGACUCGGCAAGCGCAAGGCGCCCCCCGGCAACUCGAAACCCGCCCCCAAAAAGGCCAAGCCCUCCGCCCCAGCCAAAGAUGGAGAAGAAACGACCCAGCCCAACGGCCGUCCUAAACGCCCGGCCGACCAGCCCAAGAAGGUCAAGCUCCGCGACAAGAAGGUCAUUCCUGUUCCCGAGAGUGCGUAUGCGAGGGAUGGAGAUGAUAGUGAUGAGCUGGAGAACCUGGGGGAGGAGGAGGGGAUGGGAGUGGAAAGUGCAGGAUUUUUGGCGAGUUUGGAUGCUGGUGCGCUCAGUCGAACUGUCAAAGAGACUAAACGACUUCACGAACUUUCCAAAGCGCAAGAGUCAUUACCUCAAGCUCCCAAGAAAAAGUCCAAAACUCCCGUUCGCGAGGCUUAUUCCGACGAGAGCGACGUCUUUGACUCGGACCCCGAAUUCGAUUCCGACUUGCAAUCGUUGGGUGGGUCUGAUGUCGACUUUGGCUCCGACCUAGACCAAGAUGACUGGGAUUCCGGAGAAGAGAUCUCUGAGGAUGACGAUGUGAAUGCUGCGUACGACGACGCCAGCUCGGACGAGGAAGAAGAGGAGAAGAAGGAGCGUCAUCGAAAGAAGAAGGAGACAGAGGCAGACUAUGAAACGCAGGGACGUGCGAGAUGGGCUACUCAAGCUGCGGAAGACGAGGCAGAUGAUGUCGAAGUCGGCAGACUCCCAAUCAAGCUGCCCACUGGUGAAGUCCAGAUGGUCCAGGGUUCCACCCGCAUCGCCAAACCUCCUUCCAAGAAGCCCAAGCCCAAGCCUGAGAGCGAGACAGAAGAGGAGGAGGAAGAGGAAGAAGAUGAGGGCAGCGACGAUGAGGCGCAGGCGCACAGAAUGGCAGGUCUCAAAGGCAAGUUUGGGAGGAUGGGUAUCGCAGAGAUUGUCGGAAAGAAGGGGUGGAAGAAUGUAGAGAGGUUGGAGGCUGCAAAGGAGCAGGUGGCGCAGUUAGGUUCCGAGAUCUUGGCAGGCGGAGAACUUGUGGAUAUCGCUCCUCUCCUGACAAGACUGUCAUCCUUCGGUCUUCCCACCGUUCCUUCCCUAGAGGAAGGUCAACCACCUCUCCCCGUCCCCGCAUCCAUCCGAGGUCUCGUCUUCCUCUCUCAACUCGCCGUCUAUAAGGAUCUUGUUCCUGGCUACAGGAUCCGUGAACUCACAGCCGCCGAAGAGGCUGAAAAGGUGCGAGACGAGGUCAAGAGGCUGAGAGAGGGUGAAAAGAUGCUGGUGAGGAGCUAUAAGGGGUACUUGAAGCAGCUCGAGGCAGAAGUCAAGGGUAAAACCAACCUCGCCACAAUCUGUCUGCGAUGUCUCUCCGACCUCGCCGUCUCCAUCACCCACUUCAACUUUUCCGAAAACAUCAUGGGUGUCCUCGUCGGUCGCCUCGCCCGUAAAUCCUGGGAUUCCGACUCGGACAUCGUCCUCCAAUCUUUCAUCUCCAUCUUCAAAGCCGAUGUCUCUGGUAUCCACGCCCAGACGUUGGUCAGGUUGAUUGCGCGAAUGACGAAAGAACGGCACUAUCAAGUUCAUCCCAAUGUGCUCUUUUGUCUUUUGCACCUCAGAUUGCGAGACGAGCUCGACCAGAUGCGCAGAGGCAAGAAUGCGAGGGGCGGGAACAAGGAGAAGAAGGUGGAUGAGAUCAAGGGAAAGGUGUUCAAGUCGGAGAAGCGAAAGAAGUGGGCGACCAAGGCACAGAAGAAGAAGGAGAAGGAGAUGAAGGAGGUGCAGAAGGAAUUGCAAGAAGCAGAGGCUGAAGUGGACCAGGAAGAGCGAGCCCAGGUUCAGACGGAAACGUUGAAGAAUUUGUUUGUGCUCUACUUUUCCGUCUUGAAGAACCCCAAGCGGACGCCGCUGUUACCGGCCGCCCUCGAAGGUAUCUCCACCUACGCCCACUUUAUCAAUGUCGACUUCUUCCGCGAUUUGCUCGCAGUACUGCGAAAGAUCAUGGCUGAUCAGGCCGUGACCGAGGUGGUCAAAGACAAUGACGACAGUGACGACGAGGCUGCGCAUAUCGACCCCGUCGGCGCGAGUCAGAGAAUCAGGAUCAGGCUGCUGGCCAUUGCCACCGCUUUCGACCUUCUCUCAGGUCAAGGCGAGGCUUUGAACAUCGAUCUCUCUGAUUUCAUCAACCAACUUUUCUCCAUCCUUCGUCCUCUCUGCCUAGACACCGGCAUCGAAGACCCUCCCAUCCUUCCUCCCACAACCAAAUCUUCUUCCAACGCCGUCCACACCCUUUCCACUGCCUCGCUCCUCAUCCGCUGCCUGAACGCAUCCUUCUUCUCCCGUCACUCUCGCUCCCCGCCUUAUCGAUCUGCGGCUUUCGCCAAGCGCCUUACCGAGUGUGCUCUGCAUUUCCCGCCAAAGACCGCCAAGCAAGUGAUUGCUUUCGCGCGAGGGCUGAUAAGUAAGGAGCCCAAAAUUGAGGGUUUGCUGGAUACGGAGGAGAGGAUGGCGGACGGUACUUAUAGGCCGGAGAUUGAUGACCCGCAAUUGACAAACCCGUUCACGACGAGUUGGUGGGAGUCGGGAUUGCUGGGAAGUAAGCAUUGGGAUCGGGAGGUGAGGAUCGAGAUGGGCAAGUUGAGGGACGGAAAGGUGGUGUAG
This is a messenger RNA of Cryptococcus amylolentus CBS 6039, 2655 nucleotides long. RefSeq lists its product as hypothetical. Lineage: Eukaryota; Fungi; Basidiomycota; Tremellomycetes; Tremellales; Cryptococcaceae. Gene Ontology annotation, biological process: DNA replication initiation. The transcript has 4 exons. The coding region runs from base 1 to 2655 and encodes 884 amino acids. Gene Ontology annotation, cellular component: nucleolus. Gene Ontology annotation, molecular function: chromatin binding. The record is from RefSeq and is a predicted model, not a curated record.